AUGGCUCGGGCAGCGUUCUCAUUCAGCCGCGAGGGCAGACAGCGCUUGGCGGGCGUUCUGCGCGCUCUGCUGAUCGCGCAGCUUGUUCUUACUCUGUGCACCGCCAUCUUUUGUUACAACGCGUCUCAGCGCGUCAUGGCUUUGCUGAAACAUAUACAUAAGGUAACAGUGUACUUCCUCUACGGCCUCAUCCUCUUCCAAGCGUACUGCAUGAAGGUCCAUUACACGAGUGGAUUCCGCCUCAUCACAUUACUCCUCCAGAGCCCGUACUGGCCUCGCGUGACCCUCGUAACUAAAGUCUGGCUGUUCACCGGCAGUAUGGUGGCUGUUAACGGAAUGCUGGUGUAUGCCGCCUGUAGAGGAACGUUAAAGGCGCUCUCCAAUGAGCUGUCAUCAUCGCUGCGUGUCGGUAUAUCGCAGUACCUUGCAGAGCCUACAUGGAAAAUACUCUUGGAUACGAUGCAGGUGGAACUAAGUUGUUGUGGUGUUGAGAAGCCCAGCGAUUGGCACGAGAUACCCUGGCUCAAUAUGGACGUUCUGAACGAGGACUCCACUGUUGUUUUGAAGUUGGCAAGUUCUGACGGAAAGGUGCACCCUCCCGUGACACCGUAUUCCUGUUGUACCCCCAGAGUGCUGUCAGCAUGCUAUCACGACCCUUUACAACAGAGCGAAUGGCGUUCGGUAUGGUCCAUCAGCUCGGCACUGGUUCCGGCGUCGCUGCACACGCGCGGCUGCGUGGAGGCCGUGCGCGCCCCGCUCGCCAGGGCUCUGCUGGCGCUCCACUGCUUCGCCAUGCUGGUCUGCCUGCUACAGAUAAUAAUAGUGGUUUUGACUCAACUCCUGCGCACGAGCGCGCGGUCCGCCGUUCUGAGCGGCGCGUGCGACGGAGCGGGUCUCGGGGAAAUACUGCCUACCGGGGGGACUAUACCCACUGAGAAUGCAGCAGCAUUAUUAGAAUCGCCGCAUUGUCAAGCGAGUAGUUCAUGUGCGAUCGCGUUGACGAGAAGACGCAGGCGACGGCUUCCUGCCGCUGCCACCAGCUAUCCUGGACUGUCUUGACUUGUCAGGUGAGGUGUAAUAAUACUCCACAAAGGAGGCCACAUUACUUGUAUAUACAAUGUGUAUAUUAUUGUUUAAAGUAUUUAGAUAUAUAUAGCACAUAAAUAAAACAAAUUAUAUAAUCAAUGCAAACAAAGGCUUUAUUUGACUUCAUUAUAAACAGUCCUUACUUACUAACAGUUAAGUAACAAUGCAUUUAUGCAAUUCGAAAGCCGUCUCUCAUUUUGUGCGGCGUUUAAGAUACACGGAUUAUUUCAUUUUAAUAUAUAUAUAUAAAUAAAAAA
Amyelois transitella is the source of this 1343-nucleotide messenger RNA. Its product is annotated as photoreceptor outer segment membrane glycoprotein 2. The record is from RefSeq and is a predicted model, not a curated record. NCBI's taxonomy places the organism in Eukaryota, Metazoa, Arthropoda, Insecta, Lepidoptera, Pyralidae. Gene Ontology annotation, cellular component: membrane. The transcript has 9 exons. The coding region runs from base 1 to 1059 and encodes 352 amino acids.